UAUCUGGUAACACUGCGCGAAAAACACGUCAGCUUUUCACAGCCAUUCGGAAAAGAACACGUCAGCACAAAGGAAAACCAGUUGGUCGAUAUUUCAAAGGUGGUGAGAAAAUUGCGUGAGACGGAACCAAAAAGCCCGAGUCGAAGGCGAUGAAGAGGUCCAAAUCCGCAAAGCGUCCGAGCAGCGCAGUCGAAAUAUAUGUAAGCGACCUAAGACAAACAUAAGUUAGCACAGCGAUGCAAAUCUAAGUGGAAAAGCGUUUUUCACAGUUGCCCAAGCACACAGCAGUUUAUAAUUUGGACCCAAUCAGUUAACCAUGGCCCCCACAGCAAAUGCAGUGCUCAUAGCCGUUCCACGGACAGCAAUCACAUCGAAUAAUCUGCCCAAGCUACGCCCCGCCCCCUUAACAGCGGCCCUGCUUAAGGCAGCGUCCACGCCCUCUGCCUCGCCUACGCCUUCUAGUUCAGGAUACGCUUCCUCAUCUAACAUGGAUGACGAUAACCCGGCUGCAUCAGCGCCCAAGGCAAAGAAGCGUCGUCUCGACCAUCUCACCUGGGAGGAGAAAGUGCAGAGAAAGAAGCUAAAGAACCGAGUGGCCGCCCAGACAUCGCGCGACCGGAAGAAGGCGCGUAUGGAGGAGAUGGACUACGAGAUCAAGGAACUCACUGACAAAACGGAAAUACUACAAAAUAAGUGCGAUAGCCUACAGGCCAUCAACGAGUCACUACUGGCCAAGAACCAUAAGCUGGACUCGGAGCUGGAACUCCUGCGUCAAGAACUCGCCGAACUGAAACAGCAACAGCAACACAACACCAGAAGCAUCAGCCAAUCCAACGCCAGCGCAGGCGCUGAGGGCUGUGCGUCCACCAACCUUGGAUCUGCAGCAUCCAAAGCUGACCCUCUGCCGGGGUAUACAACAGGUGGACACACAGUCGUCAGCGCGUCUGCUGACGGAGGAGCUGAAGAACAGCAGGAGCAUGGCAUCACUCUGGAAGGUUGUUGCCCUCUGCCUACUCUACAAGACAUGCUUGGCGACGACGAAGAAUUCGACGUCAAGCGCCUCGAAGAGCUGGCCGAAAGUCUGCUCGCAGAUAUCACAGCAGACCUGGAAACAGGCUCUGGAGCGAGCUGCCCAGCUGCUUCCGAAGAUGCAGGCAACGCAGAGCGACUGCUUGGACCAGUGGUGGGGCCCGCAGCAGAGCGCCUGGAAUCCGACGGGCAUAGAGCUGAUGGCCUGAAUAAGGACCAGGAUCAAGACCACGAUCACAAGCACACGGUUAGCCUAAAUGUGCGGAUGUUGGAGAUGGAUGGAAACCCACAGGAAACAGCUUCGACGACAUCAACAAUCACAGCUACAGCGAGCGCCUCAUUUCUACAGGCCACUCCGGAUACAGUAUACGGAACCUACGAUGCCAAGACAAACUCGAUCACUAUCGUCAUGGAUGGCGAUGCGGUGCCGGUCAACGAGGCCGUUGAGGAGAUCUACUGUGAUGGGGUCACCGCUGGCGACGACUCAACGGACGUGAUCAUGAAGUGUCCGCCGCCAGCGACGUCUCCGUCACAGGUAUACCUUAACGUUGUGAACGCCACCGACGAUUCGGACGACGAGUGCAGCUUCGAUCCCAUCGAACGAUUCCUCCGUCCGCGCGUUAAGGCGAUCUCCCCGCUGGCAAAAUCACCCGCAUUGUCCCUCCACUCGGCCACCUCGGACCACGGUUACGAGUCUAUACUGGGCUCACCCAUGUCCACGGCUUUGACUCUGCCCACAGAGGAGGAGGAUUUCCCCUGGGAGAGCAACUUCGACGAGCUGUUCCCCAGUUUGAUCUAAGUUUUUCAAAUUGAAAACUUCGUUCUGUCUCUCUUGUAUUGUUAAGUUUGGCCGGCCGCCGUUUGUUUAAGUGUUUUAGUUGAUAGGCUGUAAAUACAUUCUUAAUCGAAGGCUUUAUAAAUGAUAUUGUAGUUAAAGCGCCUAGUUAAGCUGUAGGUUUCCAUUUAUGUUUAACAAUCUCUAACCACAUAGGCUUACGUUUACUUGUAUUGUGCUCAAAGAAUUUGGAAAAACAUUCAAAAAAAAUUAAUUAUAUUCAAAAUAUAAACCAAACCAAACCAAA
Drosophila eugracilis is the source of this 2111-nucleotide messenger RNA. RefSeq lists its product as uncharacterized. Lineage: Eukaryota; Metazoa; Arthropoda; Insecta; Diptera; Drosophilidae. Gene Ontology annotation, cellular component: nucleus. The record is from RefSeq and is a predicted model, not a curated record. Gene Ontology annotation, molecular function: RNA polymerase II transcription regulatory region sequence-specific DNA binding; DNA-binding transcription factor activity, RNA polymerase II-specific.